Messenger RNA from Indicator indicator, 2536 nucleotides. RefSeq names its product nucleolin (gene NUCLEOLIN). The transcript has 15 exons. The coding region runs from base 76 to 2151 and encodes 691 amino acids. Lineage: Eukaryota; Metazoa; Chordata; Aves; Piciformes; Indicatoridae. Gene Ontology annotation, molecular function: RNA binding. The record is from RefSeq and is a predicted model, not a curated record.
UCCUCGCCGCCACCUUCGUCGGACGUGCCCACCCUUCUCCUGUGACCGCUGGGCCGCCGCCCCUGCGCCGCCAUCAUGGUGAAGAUCGUCAAGACACCGAAGAAUCAGAUGAAACAGAAAAAACUGGCUCCUCCCCCCAAAAUUGUCGAGGAAAGUGAGGAAGAGUCCUCCGAGCUGGAUGAGAGCAGUGGAGAAGAGAUGGUCCCUCAGAAGAAACAAAAAGUAGCAGUUACACCAGCCAAGAAGGCAGCUACCCCUGCAAAGAAGGUCAUCACUCCUGCGAAAAAGGCAGUUACACCUGCCAAGAAGGCUGUGGCUACUCCAGCUAAAAAGGCUGUUGUUGUCCCAUCACCUAAAAAGGCUGCUGUCCUAAGCAAAGGGGCAAAAAAUGGAAAGAAUGCCAAGAAGGAAGAGAGUGAGGAGGAAGAUGAAGAUGAGGAUGAAGAUGAGGAUGAUGAUGAGGAUGACGAAGAAGAUUCUGAGGAGCCACCAAUGCCUCUGAAGCCUGUAGCCAAAAAGCCUGCAGCAGUACCAGCCAAAAAGCCUGCAGUUGUGCUAGCAAAGCAAGAAUCUGAAGAGGAGGAGGAGGAUGACGAUGAUGAUGAGGAGGAGGAAGAUGAUGAGUCUGAAGAUGAAGCCAUGGACACAGCCCCUAUUCAAGUGAAGAAAACCGCUCCAUCAAAGGCUGCACCAUUGAAAGCGAAGGCAGACUCUGAAGAUGAUGAGAAUGAAGAGGAGGAUGAUGAAGAUGAAGACGAGGAGGAUGAAGACGACGAGGAUGAAGAGGAUGCCGAGGAGGAAAGUGAGGACGAAAAACCUGUCAAGGAAGCACCUGGAAAGAGGAAGAAAGAAAUGGCCAGUAAAAGUGCACCAGAGGCCAAGAAAAAGAAAGUGGAGGGACCCACUUCAGCUUUCUCUGUCUUCGUCGGAAAUUUAGCCUCCACCAAGGAGUUUGAUGAACUGAAGACUGGCAUCAGAGAUUUCUUUGGAAAGAAGAAUAUUGAAGUUUUAGAUGUCAGAAUUGGUACUUCCAAGCGAUUUGGCUAUGUAGACUUCUCGUCUGCUGAAGAUCUGGAUAAAGCUCUCCAAAUGAAUGGAAAGAAGCUAAUGGGUUUGGAAGUCAAACUGGAAAAAGCAAAGAGCAAAGAAACACUAAAAGAAAAUAAAAAAGAGAGAGAUGCUAGAACACUGUUUGUGAAGAACCUGCCCUACCGCAUCACUGAAGAUGAAAUAAGAGAAGUGUUCGAGAACGCAGUAGAAGUCCGAAUGGUCAUGAACAAGGAGGGGAACAGCAAGGGGAUGGCCUAUAUUGAAUUUAAAUCAGAAGCUGAAGCAAACAAAGCUCUGGAGGAGAAGCAGGGUACAGAGGUUGAUGGUCGUGCCAUGGUCAUUGAUUACACUGGUGAGAAGAGCCAUCAAGAACAUCAGAAAGGAGGUGGAGACAGGGAGUCAAAGACCUUAAUUGUCAACAACCUCUCAUAUUCCGCUUCAGAAGAGACUCUGCAGGAACUGUUUACAAAGGCUUCUUCCAUCAAGGUGCCACAGACCAACCAGGGCAGGUCUAAAGGGUAUGCAUUUGUAGAAUUUCCCACAACUGAGGAUGCCAAAGCAGCAUUGAACUCCCAUAACAACACAGAGAUUGAGGGCAGAGUAAUCAGACUGGAAUUCAGUUCACCAGCGUGGCAGAAAGGAGGGAACAUGAAUGCAAGAGGAGGGUUUAAUCAACAAAGCAAGACAUUGUUUGUCAGAGGCCUUUCUGAGGACACCACAGAAGAGACGCUAAGAGAAUCAUUUGAAGGCUCAAUAAGCGCUAGAAUAGUCACAGACAGAGACACUGGAUCAUCUAAAGGAUUUGGAUUUGUGGACUUCAGCUCUGCCGAAGAUGCUAAAGCUGCUAAAGCAGCUAUGGAGGAUGGAGAGAUAGAUGGAAACAAAGUGAUCCUUGAUUUUGCCAAGCCAAAGAGUGACUUCCAGCGUGGUGGUGGAUUUGGUGGUCGUGGUGGCAGAGGAGGAGGCCGAGGAGGAAGAGGUGGAUUUGGUGGGAGAGGUGGUGGCAGAGGAGGAUUUGGAGGUAGAGGAGGUGGCUUCCGAGGAGGCAGAGGAGGAGGUGGAGAUCACAAGCCACAAGGGAAGAAGAUAAAGUUUGAAUAAACCUCCCUUUUCCUUUCCCCUUCUGCUCUCUGAGACUAUCUGAAAGGACUCCUGGGGUUUUUAUUCUCCUUUGAUCGUGGCGGAGCCUUUGGAGGACAUUCCAAGAUGCAAAGCAGUGCUGUGAACCACUUGGAAGGUGCAGUUUUCAUUUCAAGAAAGAGAGCGCAGGCCCUUUUGGCUGCUUGCCUGUCCACAUGAACUUUUUAAAAAACGAGCGAUAGAUGUGGGAAUUUACCCCUUGUCUGUGAGUUUGUCUUGAAUUUAUAAUGUUUUACCCAUGUACAAAAAUAUUUUUUUUUCCUAUAAACUUCUGUAGCAUUUUUUUGCUGUAAAAAUGCAGAAUGUUUUAUCAUUUGUGCUUCAGCACCCUGUCUUGGACAGAUUA